ACCGGAUUCAUAGCGGCAGCGGUCUUCCGUAUUUUGUAUCAAUACAAAUUUCUAACCCUACUCACUCUGCUGGUACAGCUCUUUAAUAAUGUGAUAAGUGAAUACGAAUCUCGUUUGAGUGCUCUCGAGAACUGAGUGAAAAAUGUCUUGUCUCUCCGGAAUCAUUUUAGCAAUAAGAUGGUGGUUAUCAGCGAGUUAUCGGACCGGCGAAUUUAUUGUUUACACCGGCAUUUCGUCGGUUAAAAUGCUAGUUAGCGCUGUCAAAAGUUUGAAUUCCCUCAGUACCUUAGUUUAUGAGGGGUCGGUGCUCUGGUUACAGGACAUUCAGGAAUGCGUGUGUACUGUGCAAGAGCUUAUUCGUUCCGGUGUCCAGUCAGGGUAUGAAAUUGCUUAUGUCGUAGCAGCAGUCACAGGCCAAGCCAUAUUGACAGCCUUUGCACUAGUCGGCGGCCUGUUAGAGUCGAUACACAAGCUAAUUCUCCUGCUGGGAUCAAGCUGCCUGUUCCUGCUGUCCUUGCCUGUGCUGUUUUUAUUUUACUCUCUAGACACACUGCUGCAUUUAUUUAAGGCAUUUGGUUCCUUUUCUCAGUAUGCUUUGAUGAGGCUGAAGGAGUGCGGCACAAAUAUGCAUACCCUCGAAACAUUGGUUGGGCUCGUUGUGGUGUGUGGCCUGAUUUUUGCCAUUGCGAGCUUGACGAGGUCGGUGGCCCAGUGGUACUAUAAGAUCAAGAACGUGGCUCCCAGGCUAUUCAGCGCAUGGGCGAGCAAAACUUGGAGGCAAAUGAAAAGAAGUGCCACAAUAACCAGGAUGAGACGGAGGAAUAACGACUGUAAACUUCAAGAGACUGAAUUGUGCAUUAUAUGCUUUGAAAAAAGGAGAUCGAUGUGCCUCUUACCAUGCAGACACCUGUGUCUUUGUAUUACAUGUACGCAAUCACUUUCGGACCCCUUGCGCUGUCCUCUGUGCAGACAGCUCACUGAAGAUAUCAUGCAAGUCUACUUAUAAUCAUGAAAAUUCAUUGCUCA
Athalia rosae (coleseed sawfly) is the source of this 1026-nucleotide messenger RNA. Its product is annotated as peroxisome biogenesis factor 10. Gene Ontology annotation, molecular function: ubiquitin-protein transferase activity. The record is from RefSeq and is a predicted model, not a curated record. Lineage: Eukaryota; Metazoa; Arthropoda; Insecta; Hymenoptera; Athaliidae. Gene Ontology annotation, biological process: protein ubiquitination. The coding region runs from base 143 to 1006 and encodes 287 amino acids. The transcript is spliced from 2 exons.